Molecule: messenger RNA, 987 nt
Organism: Dreissena polymorpha
Lineage: Eukaryota; Metazoa; Mollusca; Bivalvia; Myida; Dreissenidae
Exons: 2
Coding region: 1-987 (328 amino acids)
Source: RefSeq, a predicted model, not a curated record
AUGCAUAAUCGAAAAAUCCCGCAACACAGCCCGCAAUACACCCCGCAACACACCCCGCAACACACCCCGCAACACACCCCGCAACACACCCCGCAACACACCCCGCAACACACCCCCGCAACACACCCCGCAACACACCCCGCAACACACCCGCAACACACCCCGCAACACACCCCGCAACACAACCGCAACACAACCCGCAACACACCCCGCAACACACCCCGCAACACACCCCGCAACACACCCCGCAACACACCCCGCAACACACCCCGCAACACACUCGCAACACACCCCGCAACACACCCCGCAACACACCCCGCAACACACCCCGCAACACACUCCGCAACACACCCCGCAACACAACCCGCAACACACCCCGCAACACAACCCGCAACACACCCCGCAACACAACCCGCAACACACCCCGCAACACACCCGCAACACACCCCGCAACACACCCCGCAACACAACCCGCAACUCACCCCGCAACACACCCGCAACACCACCCCGCAACACAACCCGCAACACACCCCGCAACACACCCGCAACACACCCCGCAACACAACCCGCAACACACCCCGCAACACACCCCGCAACACACCCCGCAACACACCCCGCAACACACCCCGCAACACACCCCGCAACACAACCCGCAACACACCCCGCAACACAACCCGCAACACACACCGCAACACACCCCGCAACACACCCCGCAACACAACCCGCAACACACCCCGCAACACACCCCGCAACACACCCCGCAACACACCCCGCAACACACCCCGCAACACACCCCGCAACACACUCCGCAACACACCCCGCAACACACCCCGCAACACACCCCGCAACACACCCCGCAACACACUCCGCAACACACCCCGCAACACACCCCGCAACACACCCUGCAACACACCCCGCAACACACCCCGCAUCACACCCCGCAACACACCCCGCAACACACCCCGCCUUCUGCAAGCAAUAUCAUGA